This is a messenger RNA of Baudoinia panamericana UAMH 10762, 2000 nucleotides long. RefSeq lists its product as uncharacterized. The coding region runs from base 206 to 1738 and encodes 510 amino acids. Gene Ontology annotation, biological process: transmembrane transport. The transcript has a single exon. Gene Ontology annotation, molecular function: transmembrane transporter activity. The record is from RefSeq and is a predicted model, not a curated record. Lineage: Eukaryota; Fungi; Ascomycota; Dothideomycetes; Mycosphaerellales; Teratosphaeriaceae.
CGCACCUUUAUCGUGAUAUAAUGCAUGUGCUUUGCCGUUCUCUAGCGUGGCGCCAUAGUGAUCACUGCACGGAACAAACGUGCUCUCUAUCACAUGGCGAUGGUCUGUAUACAAUGUCUUUCUUCACCAAUCUUAGUACGAGGCUACUGCCACGCGAUCUUACCUAGUGUCUCUUUCGAGUGACCGACGAGCAUCAUUGUCCAUCAUGUUUGCAUGGCUGGUUGGCUCGUCAACAAGGCCACCAGUAUUACUGAGAUUCAGGAGUUCGAGCACAUUCAUCAUUGUUACGGUUGCGACGGCCGUGUUCACAGAUAUCUUUACGUACGCGAUAAUAGUACCUGUGCUUCCUUUCGCCCUGACUACUCGCUCUGGCAUCAAGGCUGAUUCCAUACAAACAUGGAUCUCCGUCUUCCUGGCUCUCUACGGCGCAACGCUGCUCGUCGUGGCACCGAUCUGUGGAUGGUUAGCCGACCGUUCUUCCAACCGCCGAGCCCCACUGGUCUUCGGUCUACUGGCUUUAGGUGGGUCGACGGUCAUGCUCUGCGUCGGUAACAGCAUUGGGCUACUGGCGGCCGGCAGGCUCCUCCAAGGCGCGAGCUCAGCGGUUGUUUGGGUUGUCGGCUUGGCAUUACUGGUAGACACCGUGGGCGCAGAGGGCGUCGGGUCCGCUAUGGGCUAUGUUGGGCUGAGUUUGAGCCUGGCAUUGAUGCUUGGCCCGCUGUUAGGCGGUGUGGUGUUUGCUGCUUCCGGGUAUUAUGCAGUCUUCGCCAUGGCUUUUGGCUUGAUUGUACUGGACAUCAUCAUGCGCUUGGCUUUGAUCGAGAAGAAAGUGGCGGUUAAGUGGCUGCCUGCGGAUCCGACCACUAUUGAGCAGGUGGAGGAAGGUAGAAGCAAAGGCAAGGAAGCGGAGCUCGCCGCAGCACCGCGCUCAACGGACGACGUUGAGAUGCAACCAAGACCAAGUCCAGCGCAGCAUAAAGACGAUAAGCAGAGAGAGCACGACGAGCUCGCAACAGCCGCUGCAGACACAUUACCGACGGACGCACCGACACCGAUCAAGCGUCUCGUAGAUCGCCUGCCCGCCGUCAUCUACCUCUUCUCUUCGCGCCGCGUCGUCUCCGCCUUGUGGGCCUGCCUAAUCCAAGCCUCACUCUACACGGCUUUCGAUUCGCUACUCCCACUAUACGUCCGCGACACCUUCCACUGGAACUCUAUAGGCGCCGGGCUUAUCUUUUUACCUAUUGUCAUUGUCUCCUUCCUUGGUCCAGUCAUUGGAUGGGCGACCGACAAGAUUGGACCGCGCUGGUUCGCUACCGCUGGUUUCAUCGCCGCGUGUCCGCUCCUCAUCCUUCUCCGGCUGGUGCGCUACAACACGCUCAGCCAGAAAGUCCUACUUUGUGCUCUACUUGCGCUGAUCGGCCUUACCCUUACGCUUGUGCUGACGCCCAUGAUGGCUGAGAUCGCGUACGCUGUCGAUGCUAAAGCGCAGCGACAUAAGCCUGGCUUCUUUGGCAAGAACGGAGCGUAUGCGCAGGCGUACAGUCUGUUCAACAUGGCCUGGGCAGCUGGAUGCUUCGUAGGACCUUUACUCGGCGGCUUGAUCAAGGAGCGAGCUGGUUGGGGCACCACGACUCUUGUGCUGGGGAUAGUGAGUUUGGUUACUGCCGUCCCAACUGCAGUAUGGACGGGCGGCAGCAUUAGAAAAGCACGACAACGACAGCGGAAUGUACAGGCAUAAUAGCAUUUAGAUAGCUGUUUUGUGACCACAUUGGAGUCCUAAAUCUCGAGUCAAAUGGUUGUUACCAAUCUACCGCUAUGCAGUGCCGUUCACCUGCUUCGUCGUGAUGCGCUUGAGCAGCCUUGGUUCACUUAUGUCGGCCCAAUUGAGGGUGACCAAGCGCUCGUCGCCAUCGUCAUCAUCGUCACUCAGACCCUCCAUCUCGAACUUCUGAUAGACACGAUUACCGUCAUCGUCGAAGGUCUUCUGUGACACGUCGCGC